Messenger RNA from Pocillopora verrucosa, 1211 nucleotides. RefSeq names its product solute carrier family 66 member 2. Gene Ontology annotation, cellular component: trans-Golgi network; endosome. NCBI's taxonomy places the organism in Eukaryota, Metazoa, Cnidaria, Anthozoa, Scleractinia, Pocilloporidae. Gene Ontology annotation, biological process: phospholipid translocation; retrograde transport, endosome to Golgi. The record is from RefSeq and is a predicted model, not a curated record.
CGGAAGUUUCACUUUUGAUCUGUAGUAUUUCUACUUCAGUUUUUACUUCAAUUUUUUUUUCUUUGUAACAAAAUGAGAACAACAGAAAAUUUAUCCGUGUUGAUAUCUCUUUGAAGUUUUUGUAGCCAAAUUUAACUCUGAUAACGAGGUAGGCAGUUCGCAUUUGUACCCGAUUUACAUUACAGGAGAGACACGUCAGCGCCUAAGAGAAAAGAAAUCUUUGUGGCAACCGCCAAUGAACUAACAGCUGAAUUAACUUGACUGAUUCGAAACCGUCAAAAGCUUCUUUUAAUAAUUUAGACAUUAACCCUUUAUAUUGGCUCGUAUGGAUUCCGACGUCGACGCUUUUCGCAAUCCUGUGGAUACAAGUGCACAAUUGGAGAACAUGGGUAUAAUUGCAAUGAUAGUUCAAAUCAUCUCAUGGAUCUCGUCGGUUACUAUGGUCUUUGGUGGCGUAGUACCGUAUGUACCUCAGUACUGGGACAUUUUGCAAUCUCGUGAUGCAGAAGGCUUUUCUAUGCAUGUGUGCUUAGCUCUCCUAGUUGCAAACGUACUCAGGAUAUUCUUUUGGUUUGGUCGUCGAUUUGAACUUCCGUUAUUAGCUCAAAGCUUUGUCAUGAUUGUUGCAAUGAUGAUGAUGUUACAGCUUUGCACCAAAAUAAGAAGAGAAAGUGACAUGAGUGCAAGGAAGAGGUCAUUUCUUGAUUUUCACAGAAGGCAUUUCUGGGACUGGACACAUUUUUCUGACUAUGUGUUAUGUGUCCUGAUAUUUGUGGCUGUGGGUGGUUAUGUCACCUACUUAUUCCUUAACUUUCCAACAUUUGUGGAGCUUAUAGGAUUCUUGGCAGUGUUCACAGAAGCUAUGCUUGGAGUUCCUCAGUUUUACAGAAAUCAUGUUAAUCAGUCCACUGUAGGGAUGAGUGUAAAGAUGGUUGUAAUGUGGCUAUCAGGAGAUAUAUUCAAAACUUGUUAUUUCCUUGUAAAGGUUGCACCAGUUCAGUUUUGGAUUUGUGGUUUGCUUCAGAUAUGUAUAGACAUUGCCAUACUUGUGCAAGUUUAUAAGUUUGGAAAACAGGAAAGAACUCAUUUAAGAUAAUGAAAAUUGUUUUAAAAUGCAAGUUAUCUCUAUGGAGUGCACCAUCAAUUUUUAUUUAUACAAUACAUAUAUUUAUAUCCUUAAAUUUUUAUAGAAAUUGGGUAAUAUUACAUUG